Messenger RNA from Hirsutella rhossiliensis, 2508 nucleotides. Its product is annotated as spc97 / spc98 family domain-containing protein. Lineage: Eukaryota; Fungi; Ascomycota; Sordariomycetes; Hypocreales; Ophiocordycipitaceae. Gene Ontology annotation, cellular component: spindle pole; centrosome; gamma-tubulin complex. Gene Ontology annotation, biological process: spindle assembly; mitotic cell cycle; meiotic cell cycle. The transcript has 2 exons. The record is from RefSeq and is a predicted model, not a curated record. The coding region runs from base 1 to 2508 and encodes 835 amino acids. Gene Ontology annotation, molecular function: microtubule minus-end binding; gamma-tubulin binding.
AUGGCAUUUGCUGCACGCUUCGGAGCCCUGACCGAAGAGCUGGUCGAGAGCCUGACGCAGUCGCUGGCCCAGACAAACCCAGACAAAUUCCGCUCAGCUUGCGACGCCUCCUUGCGCAAGCUCAGGACCCAUCCUUACCUUCGCACAAACCCCUUCGAGGUGGACAGCUGCUUGGAUGGCCUCGACGAGCGCUUUCGCGUCAGCCACCGCGAGGCCUUGGCCGAUGCUUUGCGCCAGAGACUAGAUGCCCUGCGCCGGUCUCCCGCAAAGUGGCACCCGGAGAUACUCUAUCUGCUCGUGGAGCUGUCGGACCAGCCCGCCUCCAAGACCAGGCUUAGUGACCUUGAGCUUCCCGGCCAGCAGGUCGUGCAAGAGCCGGAUGCGCCGCCUCUCCGCUGGGAAGAUGUAGCUCGAGAAGACGGCUGGGACCAGGACGAGGAACUCUGGAAGGCCGUCAGCUACAGCAGCGACGACUCCGCCGGCCAAGACGACGACCAUGGCUCGGCGAGCGCGUCUUCCGAUGCCACCUCGGUUGCUCGCGAUGGAGACUCCACGGCAAGGUCGGCCGAAGAUUGCAUUAUUCACCCCGACGACCACGGAACCCUAAACUCGAUCCGACAAGAACAAGCAUGGCGGAUAAAAGACAGACCCCCGGCGUCUGCACCAAAAAUCGCCGUCCCCGAGGCGCAAGCGGUGCGCGAAGUCCUCUUCAUGUUCCAUGGCCUCGAAUGCUCUCUAUUCAACGGCGCAGUGUCCCCCUCGCCCGCUUUUCAGCUGGCAGACACAGCAUGGGAAACCCACGAGUCGUUGAUGGGCGCCCUUGCGGAAUCUGGUCGGCGGCUUCGCGUGCUUCGGCUGUUUGCAACUCAGCCACAGACGAUCCCUCACAUCCAGGCUCUCCAGGACUGCGUUGCCCGCCAUCUUGGCCAGCUGGAUCGCAUGCUCGCCGAGAUCGAGGCGCGCUUCGCUUCGCCCAAGGGAGAGGUCGUCGUCAGCCUGAUGGGGUUGAUGGGAGAGCUUGCCCCCCGGCUGGAACCGCUUUUUGCCCUGUCGAGUAUCAUCGUCCAGGUUCGACAAGCUCGCGAAUCGGACACCUUUCGCUACCUGGAACUCAUCUUUGUCGAAACGAGCGAGGCGCAGCUGACGGGGAAGCCCGGCACCUUUGAGUUUCUAGCCCGGAUCUUUAUCGAGUGCUUCAACGUGUACCUACGCCCGAUCCAACGCUGGAUGAACGAGGGCAAGCUGAUUCCCGGAAACGAACUCUUCUUCAUAUCCGAAUCGUCCAGCGACGUGCCAUUGGGCGACACGUGGCGAAGCCGGUUCGAGUUGCGCAAAACACCGGAUGGGAGACUACACGGGCCAAACUUCCUCCAGCCGGCCGUCAGCAACAUCUACAACGCUGGUAAGAACAUUGUAGUGCUGGGGCUAUUGGGACAACACGAUGCCGCCGCGUCUCGGCACGUUGACAAGGAGCCCCUCGAUUACGAUUCCCUCUGCCCCCGAGGAUUCGAGCUUGCUCCAUUUCCGGACCUUUUCGGCGCUGCCUUUGACCGGUGGAUCCAGAGCCAGUACCGCAAAACAUCGAGGACGCUGAAGAAUGCGCUGCUGGGCACCUGGGGUCUGUCCACGUCGCUCGAUGCGCUGCGCACUCUGUACCUCAUGUCCGAGGGGCGUGCGGCCUCGAUGCUCUGCGAGGGUCUGUUUGCCCGGCUGGAUACCAUGGACGAGGGCUGGCACGGCCGAUACGCUCUCACCGCGACAGGACACGAGGCCUUUUCGUCUCUUCUCGACACCAGCCGAUUGUCCAUCAGCGUCGACAGUGCAGGAUAUCGGCUGCCGGCGUCCCAAGGUCGAGUAUCCGUCAGGGCGGCGCUCCCAAGCGUCAGGGUCCACUACAGGCUGCCGUGGCCGGUGCGGAUGAUUGUGACGGCCGAGAGCCUGGCACUGUACCAGUCCAUCUUUACGUUUCUCUUGCAAAUCAGGAGGGCAAUGCACGCCAUGCACAAACGCAAGAUUCUAGACGACUACUGGACAGACCGGGAGAGCUGGGACGAGCGCGGCCUGUUCUAUUCGAUGAGGCACAAGCUCCUCUGGUUCUACAGCACCGUACAGACAUAUCUCGCGACGCUCGUGCUGGAGCCCAUCGAGCGCCAGAUGAGGCACGACCUGGAAGCCGCCGAGGACAUUGACGCCAUGAUUGCGGUCCACGCCAGCGCGAUGAAACACAUAAUUGAGCAGGCAUGCCUUGGCAGCCGGCUGGCGCCCAUCCGAGAGGGCAUGCUCGACGUGUUGGACUUGGCUAUCAAGCUCGAGCACGGCGACGGCCGGGGGGGCGCAGACGGGCUGUUCCUGGGGGUCCUGCGGGAGACGGCGGCCGACUUUGAGAGGCACCUGCGCUUCAUCUGCGGAGGGCUGAGGAGCGUGGCGAGGGCGAGCAGCAGCGCGCACGCGGCCAAGUGGGAUAUCCUGGCCGACAUGCUGCAGGCGGGCAUUGGCGAUGGAAGAUGA